AACCUCGUUUCCCGCUAUUUGUACUUCCGGAAUUUAAGAAAAGCACACAGCAGCAUGGCAGCAGAUAGCACAAUGUGUAAUGGCCAAGAAACGGCCUCCUUGAACGGAGAGCCAGCUUUCAAGCGACCUCGGGAGAGUGGACAGGUCGAGUCCCUGCGGAUUCCGAAGGAACCUCGGAAUAAAGUAACCGUGGUCCUCGGUGCGCAAUGGGGAGACGAGGGAAAGGGGAAAGUGGUUGACCUGCUAGCCAUGGACGCGGACAUAGUAUGCAGGUGUCAGGGAGGCAACAACGCAGGCCACACAGUGGUGGUGGACUCUGUGGAGUAUGACUUCCACUUGCUGCCCAGUGGAGUGCUCAACAAGAAGGCUGUCUCAUUUAUUGGGAACGGGGUUGUGAUACACCUGCCUGGCCUCUUCGAGGAGGCUGAAAAGAACCUGCAGAAAGGCAAAGGACUGCAAGGAUGGGAGAAGCGGUUAAAGAUAUCUGACCGUGCACACAUUGUGUUCAACUUCCACCAAGCUGUUGAUGGGAUCCAGGAACAACAGAGACAGCAACAGGCGGGAAAGAAUUUGGGAACCACCAAAAAGGGCAUUGGACCUGCCUAUUCUUCCAAAGCUGCUCGCAAUGGACUGAGAGUCUGUGACCUUGUGUCUGAUUUUACUGUCUUUGAGGAGAAGUUCCGUGUGUUGGCAGAGCAUUUCCUUACUAUGUACCCCAACCUCAAUGUUGACAUUGACAGUGAGCUGCAACAACUUAAGCUGUAUGCUGAGAGGUUGCGCCCCCUUGUGACCGAUGGGGUGUACUUCAUGCACAAGGCCCUCACUGGGCCCAGCAAGAAGAUUCUGGUGGAGGGAGCCAAUGCAGCCCUCCUGGAUAUUGACUUUGGCACCUACCCGUUUGUGACGUCCUCUAACUGUACUGCUGGGGGGGUGUGCACUGGCCUGGGUGUGCCCCCGUCCCAUGUGGGGAGGGUGUAUGGUGUGGUCAAGGCUUACACCACCCGGGUGGGUGUUGGCGCUUUCCCCACUGAGCAGGACAAUGAGGUUGGCAACUUGUUGCAGUCCAGAGGGAGGGAGUUUGGUGUGACAACGGGCCGGCGGCGCCGCUGUGGCUGGCUGGACCUGAUCCUUGUCAGAUACGCCCACAUGGUCAACGGCUUCACAGCCAUCGCUCUGACCAAGCUUGACAUCCUCGACACGCUGCCAGAAAUCAAAGUGGGUGUGGCCUACACUGUUGAUGACGAGCCCCUUCCCAGUUUUCCUGCCAAUAUGGACGUGCUGACGCGGGUGUCAGUGAAGUAUGAGACGCUACCUGGAUGGUGCUGCAGCACUGAGGAUGUGCGGUGCUUUGAGGAGCUGCCUUCUCAGGCACAGAGCUACAUCCGCUUCAUCGAGGACUUCUUGCAAGUGCCAGUGAAAUGGAUUGGAGUUGGAAAAUCCAGAGAAAGCAUGAUCAAGCUGUUCUGAUCAGUUUGAGGUUUGGGAACUGAUAUCUUUUGGGUUUCUCGCCAUCACAACAGCUGCUUGGGACAACAAUUAUGUUUUGUUGAUGAAUACUUAGAUGACUAUAAACUUUGGGUUAAAGUCCCAAAGUCUGUUCUGCAGAAAAGGAAAAACAUCACCAGCAAUGUUAUUAGUGAAAUGUAUAACCUGCAUUCCAUAGCUUUCUUUUCUUUUGAUAUGACAACACAAUAUAUUGACCAAUAUGAUGUUCAUCCUCAGUAUGUAAUGGACAGGGAUUAAACCUUUAACACCUGUGGUAGCCAUCCCAGGCUUUCAUCAACCUUUUUUCAUUUAGUUGAACUAGUAAUACAAGUUUUUACAACUGUUUGUUUUUUUGUUUGGUUUCUUUUAAAGCUAGAUUUUAAAAUGACCUCACCUUGUAGUUAUUUUUUACACAAUCUUUUGCUUAAAGGUCGCGAUACUAGGCUAAUGUUUAAGGAAGCCUCAUAAUUAGGUCUUUGGAUGAGCUGGCCUGUUGUAUGAAGGAAUUAUAGGCAGGAUUUCAGAUUCAAAAGGGAUGCUGUCUGAAAGCCUCAAUUUCAUAUUGAUCAUUAAGAUCAAGAACCUGUGACUGCACACGAACACACUGGCUGAUGUUUAGAACCUGGGUGGAACUCCAUGUUAAUGUACAGUAACAGUCAAGUUUGGACACCUACUCAUUCAAGGGUUUUUCUUUAUUUUUGCUAUUUUCUACAUUGUAGAAUACUAGUGAAGACAUCAAAACUAUGAAAUAACACAUGGAAUCAUGUAGUAACCAAAAAAAGUAUAUACAAAAAAUAAAAAAACAACCCUUGAAUGAGUAGGUGUGUCCAAACUUUUGACUGGUAGUGUAUAUACAAACUACACAAAUGUUUUCCAUAAUAUUUCAUUUAGUGUAAUGAAGAAAGUAAACAAUAUGCUUCUUCUCACCUGUUACAACAACCCUACAAUUAUCAAUAAAAUACUAAAUGUCA
Coregonus clupeaformis (lake whitefish) is the source of this 2456-nucleotide messenger RNA. RefSeq names its product adenylosuccinate synthetase isozyme 2. The record is from RefSeq and is a predicted model, not a curated record. Gene Ontology annotation, cellular component: cytoplasm. Gene Ontology annotation, biological process: IMP metabolic process; 'de novo' AMP biosynthetic process. The transcript is spliced from 13 exons. Bases 55 to 1467 code for a protein of 470 amino acids. Lineage: Eukaryota; Metazoa; Chordata; Actinopteri; Salmoniformes; Salmonidae. Gene Ontology annotation, molecular function: GTP binding; adenylosuccinate synthase activity.